Gasterosteus aculeatus aculeatus (three-spined stickleback) is the source of this 1080-nucleotide messenger RNA. It is a transcript of the gene atoh7, whose product is annotated as atonal bHLH transcription factor 7. The record is from RefSeq and is a predicted model, not a curated record. Gene Ontology annotation, biological process: axon development; positive regulation of transcription by RNA polymerase II; sensory organ development. Gene Ontology annotation, molecular function: protein dimerization activity; E-box binding; DNA-binding transcription factor activity, RNA polymerase II-specific. Lineage: Eukaryota; Metazoa; Chordata; Actinopteri; Perciformes; Gasterosteidae. Gene Ontology annotation, cellular component: nucleus.
UCCGGGAUCACAGACACCUUGGACUCUUCAGACUGUCCCCUCUCUGGAGUUACUUCUAUCUGACGUGAAGGACGUACAUCUCGGACGUGAGACCCCCGAGGAACCCUGAGGCCGAAGCUCCGACCGGACUUUUCUGACCAGAGGACGUACUCCGCGCUUCCAUUCUUCAACCGAACAUCAUGAAAUCCCGGCGACCCAGCUGCGCCGACUCCGGGUCCGAGUCUUCGGAAGCAGACUCCCAGAGCCCGGAGAAGUAUGAGACGGUCACGAGGCGGCGGUCGGCGGCCAACGCCCGAGAGAGGAAGAGGAUGCAGGGUCUGAACACAGCCUUCGAUAGCUUACGUAAAGUGGUCCCCCAGUGGGGUCAGGACAAAAAACUGUCCAAGUACGAAACCCUGCAAAUGGCCCUCAGCUACAUCAUGGCCCUCAACCGGAUCCUGACAGAAGCCAGGAGAAACAACGCUCCUCACAGGCAGUGGCUGGACCUGCAGUUUGACUGCGUGCAGCCAGAGAACUACCCGUGCCUCAUGAGGUACGACUCUGCCACCGACCAGGACUUCAUCCACUCGUCCUUCUCGUACCAGUUCGACGGCCACCAGGUCCACACAUAAGCUGCUGCCACGUGGUGGACAAUCAGUCAUGUUGUUGGAUGUGAGUGACAAUGUGAAUAUUUCUCCUCCAAUCCAGGAGAAAGUAAAUACAUUUGUAUUGCGUUAUUUUCUUUAUUAUUUUUCAGUUUUUGCAAGGAAAUGUUGAGCAUUUUUAUUUGUUCACAGUAUAGCAAUGACAGAAAAUCUAUUGACUUUAUAAUAACCGCAAUAUUGACCUGGAGAUACAGGCAAUUGUAUGUGAUUUGGUGUAUAUCUAAAAUACUUUUUUGAUGUGGCCUUAAAAUGUGCAAUGCUAAAUGGAUUCUGAGAAAAUCUCAGUUGUGGUAGUUUACAUCAUUAAAAUGUAAAAUGUUACUAUUUUUCUCGAAGUAAAAGUACAUUUGUAGAGAUGAUAAUUUUUCACAUGCUGACAUCUUUUUUGUUGAAUUAUAGCUUUUGAUCAAAACAAUAAACUAUUUUGUAAGAAAAA